AUGUUCCUUGAGUUGUCUCAAAGUGAAACAGUUUGCAUGCAGACCCCAGAUUCCGGAAGGAUCUCUUACUCCAGGUUUAAGAGUUCCAUCAAGAAGAAGCUGACAGCCAGGGCUCCUGUGGCAAGUAGCCCUGUUGUCACAAGAUGGCAGCAGCUGCACAUAGGAAACAGCACAGAGGAGCUACACAGGGCCUCUCAGAUGACAGUGCUUAGUGCAUCUGGGGUGCCUCAGCUCAUCAAUGCACCUGGGAAGACUCCAGUGUCAUCUCAGGUGCCUAACAAACUCUCUGUCAAGAAAAAAGUUGUGACUGUAGCUAGCAGUCACAAUGUAGCAGACUUAGAAGGGAGAAACGACAGCAGAACUGAAAUGGGGAAAAGGCAGCUUCUGAUGGUCCAAGAGGUUGGAUUUAACCUUGCAGAAAGUGGUGGCAUGAAGGUCUGUGAAAAUAUUAGUUGUGUUUGGAAAGAAUGCCAAAAGGGGAGACGGAAUGACUUUAGAGCUGUUACCACCAUGAACCUUUUUGUACCAUUGGAGCCAGAAGUGAGGCUUCAUGUGUCUGGCUUACGCAAUGAUUACUAUCUAAACAUACUGGACUGGAACCACAAAAAUCUCAUUGCUAUUGCGCUAGGACCUGCAGCACACAUCUGGAAUGGAAGAACACUCCAAGGCAUUGAAAGCAUUGAUUUGAAUUCCAGUUCCAAAUACAUUUCCUCUCUGGCUUGGAUAAAAGAGGGAACUUGCCUUGCAAUUGGCACCAGCGAUGGAGAAGUGCAACUGUGGGACAUUGAAACAAAAAAGAGAUUGAGAAAUAUGUUUGGUCAUCUGUCUGUAGUUGGAGCUCUGAGCUGGAAUCAUUACAUUCUAAGCAGUGGUUCAAGAUUAGGAUUUAUUCAUCACCACGAUGUUCGGGUUGCUCAGCACCAUGUUGGGACUCUUUGCCAAAACAAACAAAGCAUUUGCAGCCUAAAAUGGUCAUUAACCAACCAGUUUCUGGCAAGUGGGUCUAGUGAUGGAAUAUUGAAUAUUUGGCCUAGUGACCCGGGUGUGAAAGUGCAGUCACAGCCACUGAAAACCAUGCCUCAUUCCUCAGCAGUCAAGGCUAUGAACUGGUGUCCUUGGCAGUCCGAAAUCCUUGCUACAGGGGGUGGAAUGAAAGAUGGGAUUUUGCGUGUCUGGGACAUAAAUUGUGAGAAAAUCAUCCAAAGUGCAGCUACGGAUUCUCAGAUUUGUUCCUUGCUUUGGUUACCCAAAACCAGUGAACUGAUGACUGGACAAGGCCUUCCUGGAAAUCAGAUGAUAAUAUGGAAGUAUCCUAUGCUUAUCAAUUCAUCAGAACUCUAUGGUCACAAAGGGAGAGUGCUGCAUGUAGCCCUGAGCCCAGAUGAGAGCAGACUCUUUUCUGUGGCAGCUGAUGGGACAGCUUGUGUGUGGAAAUGCCAUGAGCCUGAGGAGAGCAGAUGCACUAGCAAACCGUUUUCUAAUGGUUAUCUGAGCUCAUUCUUGUGA
This is a messenger RNA of Rhea pennata, 1506 nucleotides long. It is a transcript of the gene CDC20B, whose product is annotated as cell division cycle 20B. Gene Ontology annotation, molecular function: anaphase-promoting complex binding; protein binding; ubiquitin ligase activator activity. Gene Ontology annotation, biological process: positive regulation of ubiquitin protein ligase activity; anaphase-promoting complex-dependent catabolic process; positive regulation of anaphase-promoting complex-dependent catabolic process. Gene Ontology annotation, cellular component: anaphase-promoting complex. Bases 1 to 1506 code for a protein of 501 amino acids. The record is from RefSeq and is a predicted model, not a curated record. Lineage: Eukaryota; Metazoa; Chordata; Aves; Rheiformes; Rheidae. The transcript is spliced from 11 exons.